Molecule: messenger RNA, 1665 nt
Organism: Acaulospora morrowiae
Lineage: Eukaryota; Fungi; Glomeromycota; Glomeromycetes; Diversisporales; Acaulosporaceae
Source: the annotation of a GenBank genome assembly
AUGAAUACACCCAACGUAGACGAAGAAAUCCUCACUCAUGACAGCAAUGAUACCCGCCGUAGUCUCUAUAGAACUCAGUUAUUCUACGACCCAGAAAAACACAAAACUCAAUCGAUCACCCGAGAAUCUACUGAUAGUGAGACUCGAGAAUAUAUUCGAACCCAAUGGAUAUCGGAAGAUUUUUUUUCUAGCGAUCUUAUUGGCAGGCCAAAGCACAACGACAUUAAAUCAGAUAAAAAUCCACAACCCCAGACUUUAAUUGAUCCGAAGUUUACUUUUAUUGAGAAGUUUCUAGAAAGAAGGCAAAAGAGGUUAAUUACCCAAAGGUUAUUAGAAGAUGGAUCGUUGUCUAUAAAAGACAUAAACCAGAAUACCUAUAUCGCAAAAUCUUUGCCACCUGAAACUAUCCAACAAAUACCAUCCUAUAAUUCUGAAAUUCCUAUACAAUUUAUGGCGCUUUUAGAGUCUGAGGUUUUUAACAAGGGUCCUUUUGAUCCGAAACUGAUACAGUGGAGAGAGUUUGGGAUAUGGGCGUGCUUUACAAAGGUCUCCCAUUUUAAUAAGCGAUUUCGUCAUCACUGCCAUCUCCUUUGGUCAGAUGUAAAUCAUGCACACCUUGAAGCUGAGAAAAAAAUAUGUGAAGAAUAUAAUAUUCCGAAAACAUUUAACCAAACAAUAAAGAAAAAACUAGAGAUUGCUGAUGAAGCCACCGGGAACGUUGCAAUUGGGGGUAAUUUUGAAGGUUACUACCAUGUAUUCAAUCCACAAUGCUUCAAGAAUUCAUAUGGUGAAACGGUGGUAGACUUUUUUGAUCUGGCCAAUCCUACAGUCGCAGAAGAUACGAGAGUUGUUAUAGAUGAGUAUUACGUUCAUAACCUUAAUAAUAAAAAGCAUCAAUCGAAAGAAUUUAGGAAGGAAUUAGUGGAACAUUUCGGCGCCUUUACAGGUAACAACAACGAACCGUAUACAACUGCGAAUACUGCAUCAGAUCAUUGUAUAGAACAUCGGAAAUGUGUCCGCGAAUUAAUAAGUGGUCUUCAACCGCUAUCUAAAACUGUUAAUAUUUAUUUUCGAGAAACAUAUCCCGAUUUAUAUGCGAAAAUGGCAAAGCUCGAUCUAGGCCCAAAUGUCCCUAAGUUAUUUGGCGCUUUUCCAACAACUGCGGUUAACUUCAACGUAAUUAGCCAAUUUCACCGCGAUUUGAAAGACCAUCGAAAUACACUUUGUGUCGUGUGUCCCCUUGGUUCCUAUGAAGGUGGACAACUGGUAUUUCCAGAGUUGAAGCUAAUAAUUUAUGCGAAACAGGGGCAUGCCAUCGCUUUUAGAUCCAAUAUUUUGGUACAUGGAAAUCUUUCUGUCACUGUUGGCAUUCGCCAUAGCGUAGUAUUUUUUAUACACACGACAACAAUCAAACAAAAUAGGAAGUUUGGUACCCUUUUUGAUGAAUAUUUAGAUGUAUCAGAGACUCUAGAUAAUGCUCGCCCAAUUGUGGAUAAUGUUAAAAGGUGCAACAAAAAACUGCAAAAUUUUUCUCACCCCAAGCUAGAUUCACAAAAAUCUAUGCCUUUGCAUGAGCUCCGCUCUACAAAAUUAAGAAACCACAGGCGGAGUCAUCUUGAUUUGGAACCUGCAAGAAGAGGCCUGCCAGCGCAAUAUAAGAAGUAA